This is a messenger RNA of Monomorium pharaonis (pharaoh ant), 1192 nucleotides long. RefSeq names its product cuticle protein 19 (gene CPR6). The coding region runs from base 81 to 638 and encodes 185 amino acids. The record is from RefSeq and is a predicted model, not a curated record. Gene Ontology annotation, cellular component: extracellular matrix. NCBI's taxonomy places the organism in Eukaryota, Metazoa, Arthropoda, Insecta, Hymenoptera, Formicidae. The transcript is spliced from 3 exons.
AUGCUAUCAGUGACUUCGCGCCCGACACAGUCUCGCAUACGGUAAACGUGGCGUGAGCAGAGAAACAUUGUGGAAACAUCAUGCUGAAGACGAUCGCUUUCCUCUGCGCCGCGCUGGCGUGCAGCCACGCGGUGGUUCUCAGCGGCUACAACGGCUACAACGGCGGCCAUGGCCUGUCGGCCUACGGCGAUUACGGCGAUCUCGACGGAUACCUCGGUUCCGCCGGAUACAAAGUUUUGCCGACGGUCGCGGUUCCGGUGCACGCGGUGUCCGCCGCGCCGCUCCACGUGGACGCGUCUCUGGAUCACGAAUUGCACGGCUACAAACAACACAUCGAUCAGGACCAUGACUAUUACUCGCACCCGAGGUACACCUUCAAUUACGGCGUGCACGAUCCGCAUACUGGCGACGUGAAGACCCAGCACGAGGUGCGGGACGGCGACGUCGUCCACGGUUCGUACAGCGUGAACGAGCCCGACGGGAGCGUGCGUAUCGUCGAGUACACGGCGGACGACCACAACGGGUUCAACGCCGUCGUGAAGAAAGUCGGACCGGCGAUACAUCCAAAACCGGUGCCGAUCGUCAAGUACGUCUCGCCGGCGCACUUCAACAGCUACGACUACGAGAAACAUUAUUAACUCCGGCCAUCGUGUAAAUAGCAUCGAAUCAGGCGGGUUUCACUAAGAGGCAUUUGUCGAUACUUAGUCUGCUAGUCAAUGUGGCAGCGAAAUAUGUUUUCAAGUUCGAUCGGAUCUUCACAAAUGGAUUCAGUUGAUCAUUGGUCGUCGACAACGGACAAAAGAAUCGGGAAUUAUUUUUAUGUACAAAGAGUUUUCAUGUAAAACAAUUAGAUUUUAGGAGGGUUUAGGAUUAUUUCUUUAAUAUACCGUACGGUAAAUAUAUAUAGUUUACAACUGAGAUUAUCGAGGAAUAUUGAUUCACAUAUUCCCUGAUAUAGCGCUUGAUAUUUUCUACCUACCUGAAAUAAAAAUAUUUUUAUCUUACAAGGAAACUCACGGAAGUGUUUUUCUACGAUUUUGAAGAGUUUUUAAUAAUUUAGAUUAAGAUAAAGGACGUUUUUCCUAUACGUAUUUUUGCACUCUUUUUGGAAGUAAAACACCCUUUGAAAAAAAAAUUGGCAUUUUUCUUUCAUAGCGAAUAUUGUCAAGACUAUAAUAAAGAAGAAUAUGUU